AUGGCUAUCCGUCACUGCUUCGACAAAGAUGUUGACCAGGUGCUGUUCGAAGGAAAUUCAUGUGUGAAGAAGGUGAUACUGAACAGACCACACAAGUUAAACAGCCUCACCUAUCACAUGACCUGUCAGAUGAUCAAGGAGUUGAAAGCUUACGAGGUUGAUCCUAAAGUCAAAAUUGUGAUAUUGAAGGGAAAUGGAAAGGCAUUUUGUGCUGGUGGUGAUGUCUUGGCAUCAUAUACUUGUAUGGUUGCAGGGCAUUGGAGCUAUGGGACAAAUUUUUACAAGAAACAAAUCAUGUUGGACUACUUAGUUGCAACAUAUGGAAAGCCUGUGGUUGCAAUUAUUGAUGGGAUCGUGAUGGGAGGAGGUGCUGGGCUAUCCCUGCAGGGAACUUUCAGGAUUGUCACUGAAAACACUGUGUUCGCUAUGCCAGAGACCGCAAUAGGACAUUUUACUGAUGUUGGGUCAUCAUAUUUCCUUUCCAGGCUCCCUGGAUUUUUUGGUGAAUAUUUGGGACUUACUGGAGCUAAGAUUAGAGGAGCAGAAAUGGUUGAAUGUGGCCUUGCGACUCAUUUUAUGCUCGCAAAGGAUGUCCGUUUGUUGGAAACUGCACUAGAUGAAGUAACUUCUACUGAUACGAAAACAAUUUCUGAGAUCAUCAGCAAAUUUAUGCACAAACCAAAUGUUAAACAGCAUGGUGCUUUUAGCAGACUGGAGAUCAUCAACAAAUGUUUCUCGAGAACAACAGUUGAAGAAAUACUGUCAUCACUGGAGAGUGAGGCAGAAACUAAAUCAGAAAAGUGGAUUCUUGAUGCAAUCAACUGGAUGAAGUCAGCCUGUCCAACCAGCCUCAAAAUUUCCCUUAGAUCGAUUAGAGAGGGCCGCAAGCUAGGACUUGAGCAAUGCCUCAUCCAGGAAUGUACUAUUGUUUGCCACAUUUUGAGAAGAACAGUUAGCAAUGAUUUUUAUGAGGGAAUUAGGGCCAUCUUACUGGACAAAGACAAGAAUCCCAAGUGGGAGCCUUCAAAGUUAGAGCUAGUGACCGAUGAAAUGGUGGGCCGAUAUUUCUCCAGAGUCGAUGAAGAUGACAUGGAACCCCUUCAACUUCCUACCAGAUCCAACUUGGGUGAAACCAUGAGGCCAAAACUUUGA
Messenger RNA from Populus nigra (black poplar), 1152 nucleotides. Its product is annotated as 3-hydroxyisobutyryl-CoA hydrolase 1-like. The coding region runs from base 1 to 1152 and encodes 383 amino acids. NCBI's taxonomy places the organism in Eukaryota, Viridiplantae, Streptophyta, Magnoliopsida, Malpighiales, Salicaceae. The record is from RefSeq and is a predicted model, not a curated record. The transcript has 14 exons. Gene Ontology annotation, molecular function: 3-hydroxyisobutyryl-CoA hydrolase activity. Gene Ontology annotation, biological process: L-valine catabolic process.